ACCCACCUGAAUCCUCUUCUCCUGACAACAUGUGUUGCAACUACGGGAACUCCUGCGGCUAUGGCUGCGGAUGCGGCUAUGGCUGUGGCUAUGGCUCAGGCUAUGGCUGUGGCUAUGGCUCAGGCUGUGGCUGUGGCUAUGGCACCCGUUGUGGCUGGGGCUACGGCUCAGGCUGUGGCUGUGGCUACGGCUCAGGAUGUGGCUGUGGCUAUGGCUCCCGUUGUGGCUGUGGCUAUGGCUCAGGCUGCGGCUGUGGCUAUGGCUCAGGAUGGGGCUGUGGCUGUGGCUCAGGAUGGGGCUGUGGCUGUGGCUCAGGAUGGGGCUGUGGAAAAGGCUCCUGCUGUGGCUGUGGAUAUGGCUCUGGCUCUGGCUGCUGUGGCUACUGGCCAUUUUGCUACAGAAGAUGUUAUUCUUCUUGCUGCUAGACCAUCACUCUCCAAGCCCCAUUUGCUUCUGAAAUGAUACCACCAAAGCAAGAGCUGAAGCAAGAAUCCAUACCUCAAGAAUUCUACAUUCAGAAAAUUGCAUGCUUGACAGAGGCUUUGACCCCCAGUGAUCUCUUGUGAGGAUGGGAUCUUGAGGCUCUAGGCUGUGUGGUAUCAUCUGACUAUUUCCCAGAUGUUGUUCUUUGUUCCUUUAAUCUGGAUUCUGUGUUGGGACUCUCCCAGAGAUCCUAACAUCCCACAGUUGGACAAAAAACUCAUU
Messenger RNA from Lutra lutra (Eurasian river otter), 705 nucleotides. Its product is annotated as keratin-associated protein 21-1-like. The transcript has a single exon. The coding region runs from base 30 to 425 and encodes 131 amino acids. NCBI's taxonomy places the organism in Eukaryota, Metazoa, Chordata, Mammalia, Carnivora, Mustelidae. The record is from RefSeq and is a predicted model, not a curated record.